Carassius auratus (goldfish) is the source of this 2500-nucleotide messenger RNA. It is a transcript of the gene agtrap, whose product is annotated as angiotensin II receptor-associated protein. Lineage: Eukaryota; Metazoa; Chordata; Actinopteri; Cypriniformes; Cyprinidae. Gene Ontology annotation, biological process: regulation of blood pressure; angiotensin-activated signaling pathway. The record is from RefSeq and is a predicted model, not a curated record. Gene Ontology annotation, cellular component: plasma membrane. The coding region runs from base 135 to 635 and encodes 166 amino acids. The transcript is spliced from 5 exons.
GGUUUAUGUUUGCAGUCACUUCAGAGAGCUUGGCAAACUUCUGUUACACAGUUAUGAUGAAAGUGUUUGAGGCUUCCUUUGAGAAAUACUGAAAACUACAGAGGGACACUAAAUCAUAAAGGAGCAGUGAAACUAUGGAAAUACCAGCCAUAAAUCUCAAGGCCAUCGUGUUGGCUCACUGGUUACUGACACUCUGGGCAUGUUCGUUUCCCUGGCUUCCUACUUCUUAUGCGUUGGGGAACAUGAGUGUUCUUGCAGUGGGAGUGUGGGCCAUUGCACAAAGAGACUCCAUAGAUGCUGUAUUAAUGUUCUUGAUUGGCUUGGCAGUGACCAUCCUGACUGAUAUUGUUCAUUUUGGGCUGUACUAUGCGAUUGCUGAAAGGGGAAAAACUGACUUGUUCCGCUUUUGUGGGGGCAUGGCUAUCCUGAACCUGCUGCUCAAACCUGUUUCCUGUUUCUUUGUCUACCAAAUGUACCGUGAGCGAGGUGGCGAAUACAAUGUCAACUUUGGUUUUCCAAAGAUAACUCGAAACAGAGAUGCCUACGAGUCCAUUGACCAUCAGGACCAGUCUGGUAGCUCUGCCAGCUCCUACAACCAAGCAGAAGGUGGCAAACCUGGGCCAAGUCCCUACUAAACAAAGACCAGGCCCAAAAUAUAACCAACCAGCUUUCUCUGCUACCAAGGCCAUAAUGUAUAAGGAAUUUUUGAUUGGUUUAUGGAAGUAAUUCUUUUUAGAAUUUUUUUUUUUUUUUUGUAUUUCGUGGAUAGAUAGUACAAGCUUCAAAAACAUGAACAAUAGUCUUUAGCAAACUAUUUAAACAGCUGUACAUUUAGUUGUUUUUUAGCCUGAGGUUUGUGAAGCUCAUAAUGUUCAAGUGGUGGAGAUGGAGUUGGAUCUCGAGUUGUAGUUGGUGCACCACUGUAAUAGCUGUGAUCUUACAUGGUAACUUCCCAGGAACUGUCCUCAAUAUAAAGUGGACACCAACCACAAUGUAUAUGUAAAGCCUAAUUUACUGGCCACUGCUGUGUAACAUCAGAGUAGUUACAUGAUGCUAAUAUAAAGUGUAACACUUUCUUUACCAAAAAGUGCUAAUAGUCCUGAUACACAUUUGUUUUUUCAUUACCAAAAAAUGUUACCAAUGUCCUGUUACACAUUUGUACUGACACACACCAUUCAGUGGGUUAUUACAUAUGUGUAGUUACACAAACAUUACAGCUGUAGAUACUAUGUACUAAUGUGUAUUUACACUGUGGUUACAUAGUAUACACAUCUAGUUACUAUGUAAGUACACCAGUAUUAGGGAUAUUUAAUAUAAAGUGGGACAGAUUCUUGUUACACCAUAUGCCAUGCAAUCUGUUCUAUAUUUAUGUAGUUCAAUUAAUUCACUUAUUUAUUUGCUAAGCUGCUAAAUUUGGACAUCUGAGAAUUGCGAUUUGCUCAUUUUAAAGACAUAUAAAAGUGGUAAAUUUGAUCCAGGAAUGACAGAAAUGCAUUUAGAUAAAAACAAUUAUUUAAAGGAGUGUGAAACAAAUAUUAAAACAUGGAGAUUAUGUCUUUUAAAGAAAAUUCUGAUACCAAUCACCAGAUCACCAGAUGCUCUGUCACCAGAUCACCAGAAUUGUAAAAGAAUUAUUUCACAUCAAUGUUGUGUUCCAUGUUCGAAAGAAAGUCAUGUGAAAUUAUAAAAGCAUUUUAUUUUUGGCUGAGCUAUUCCUUAACACAAAUGUGAGUGUUAUCUUAACAGCUUUAGAAGACAAUAAAAUUUUACAUGUAUGUACUUUUGCAGAAUAAUCCAGUAUAUUUACAUGAAUAGGAAGGCAGUAUUGUCAUAUAUGUCACAAGAAGUUAUAAUUAAAAUCAUUAAAUCCUAAGAGAAUAGUUAACUUCCCUGUUCACAUGUAUGAGAAUUGAGGAAGUUCAGGGUGCUGAAUGAACUGAAAGUAGUAGAAUGGCUGAUGCGUGUACAACUUGAAGUCUUUUUCUCCAACAGAGGGUGCACUGUGGCUCAUGAAGCACCAUUCACACUUCAGCUGUUGUUGUAGCUUGGUGUAAUGUUAAAGGAAUCAUGUGAAAACGUGGUUAGGUGGUUAGGUUUAAUGAUCCUCCGCUUAUUCAUUUAAAGUGUUACAAAACAUAAAAAACACAAAAAGGAAGAAUAACUGGAACCAUAUAUUUACAUUUGCUUUCAGUCAUUUAUCAGAUGCUUUCAUCCAAAGUGACUUACAAAUGAGUACACCAGUCAGUUUAUUAUAAUUAUUAUUUUAUUCUGCAUAAAAGAAAACGUAAUAACCUAAUCUGAAAUGCAUUUUGCUAAAAAAACACUUAAUUUAGCAGUCUCUGUGAAAUAUCACAUAAAACGUUGUCUGUUUUGAAUACUUUAGCAGAUUCCUGUUGAAAUUAAUGCAUUUCACAAGCGAAAAAUUGAUGAACAAUGGUGAAUGUGACCGUACCAUUAUUAUCAAAACCAAACAGAAUAAACACGGCAAUAAAUGGCUUUA